Molecule: messenger RNA, 303 nt
Organism: Funneliformis mosseae
Lineage: Eukaryota; Fungi; Glomeromycota; Glomeromycetes; Glomerales; Glomeraceae
Source: the annotation of a GenBank genome assembly
AUGGCAGCCAUUCUAUCAAGUGCAAUAUUUCGUCGUCAAAAUUCUCGAUACAUUAGCUUAUAUAAUGAUGCUUUAAUCUCUACAAAUUCCACACCACUUUCAACCUAUAUGCAAACGUUUUGGAGAGAUUCUCAAAGAAAAGCCGGUACUUUAUUUGGCUUGGCUCAAAUAUUAGGACCUAUUUUAUGGGCUGUUCCAAAGAAAAAAACUUCACAUUCAAAAAAGAGAAUGCGUUCUGCCAAUAAAGGAUUGAAAGAUAAAACAAACAUAGUCGACUGUCUUGGUUGUGGUCAAAAACACUUG